Messenger RNA from Ricinus communis (castor bean), 1008 nucleotides. RefSeq lists its product as uncharacterized. The record is from RefSeq and is a predicted model, not a curated record. NCBI's taxonomy places the organism in Eukaryota, Viridiplantae, Streptophyta, Magnoliopsida, Malpighiales, Euphorbiaceae. The transcript has 2 exons. Bases 364 to 711 code for a protein of 115 amino acids.
UCCUCAUCUCUUUCCCUCCCAUUUGGAUAAUAUCAUAGCACAACUUCAUGAUUCUUGUGGGGCUUUAGCCAGAUUGUCCAACUGCCAUUCCUGACCCCACCAUCCCACAUGCACAUACCUCAUCUUGCUUUUACCGACUCCCUCUCUGGUUACCCUUUUCUUUCCCCUCCCUAUUUAUAACCCAUACAUCCCCACUUCACUGGAGAAAAGGGCAAAAAAGAGUGACACUGAUUCAAAGAUUAAACCUUAAGAUUGAUUUCCUUGGUUUUGCGCUCAACACAUCUCCCCAAGUCUUGCUUUCAGUAGCCUAUAGCAAACAGAGAGAGAGAGACUACUCUACUCCUAUUACUAGGUGUAGUUGCUAUGGAACUUGAAGAUGAUUUGUUCUUUGCAGACCUAAACAAGCAAAUUUCUCUUCUAAUCAUGGAUGAUGAUGAGGACCCAGUUGCAAGUUACCCUUCUGUUGCUUUCCAGAAUUUCUCAAGAGGGAAUCAUCCAACUGCACCAUCUUCAUAUACAUAUGAACAAACUUGCAGAAGAGAAAGCAAAGGAACAGGAGUUUUCAUUCCAAGGUCAUCACAGCCAAGAAGGAAACACAGGCAAGGAAGACAUUCUUCAUUCAACUCAAAAACCAAUAGGCAACAUGACAGUACAAGAAUGGUUUCUCACCAAGUAUCACACAACAAUUCCUUAUACCCCAAGAAAAGCUAAUUAAUAAUGGGUAUAAUUACAUAUCAAAAUAUGGAAUAUAUUCUACUAAUUAAUUUCUCUUAUUGCCAAGCAAGGGUGGAGGCAAGUGUAGCAUGGGGUUUAUAUAAGAUCCAUAUGUUGAAAAUGUACAGAGAAAAGCUGUUUACUCUGUUUCUAGCUAGAUAGUAGGUCUUAGUGAGGUUGAUCAAAGGAAUUGAACCUCUCAGAAUAAUGGAAAUGUAUGGUUGUUUUUCAAGUAUUGUAUAGGGAUAAGGUUGUGUUGCUACACUAAUUAAUGAGAUUGAUUAUUUCAUUUUA